Molecule: messenger RNA, 1341 nt
Organism: Penicillium olsonii
Lineage: Eukaryota; Fungi; Ascomycota; Eurotiomycetes; Eurotiales; Aspergillaceae
Source: the annotation of a GenBank genome assembly
AUGGCCGUUGUUUCUACAGAAGACAUCAAGCGCCUAGUCGAAGACUGCGGUGCCAAGUUCGUGGAGAAGGGCUUUCAAGAUUGCACUCAUCUUGUGACUACGCUGAAGGACGGUAGAGUGAGAAGCAGGAAGGUUACCCCAGCAGACGAGCAAGGCUGCCAUACUGUCAGCAUGGAUUGGCUUCUCGGAACCAUCAAAAAAAAAGCUCCUGAAAAGAUAAAGGAGUUUUUGCUGAAGCACAAAACACUGCGGCGGGCUUUUAGAGGGGCUCUGGUGGUGGCGAAUAAUGAUCGAGGCCAUACUGGACCAAAGCGUGAUCGUGAAGAUGACAGUGAUGGAGACGACGGAGUUUCCAAGAAGGCGGUGGUAUCUUCGGCGAAGGCCGACAUGGAGGCCAGUAUGAAGAUCAAGAGGGAACGCAAUUCAGAAGGUCUUGCAAAGCUUGUAGAAGACAAGUUCAAGGAAAAAGGUCUGAUUGUCCUGCAACGUUUGGUUUUCUCGUGUAUUGACAUUUUGCAAGGCAAAAAGCUUACGGUCUGGCUGGACGACUCCGGUUUCAUAUGGGAUGUCACAUUGGUGAAAUUGGACGAAGAACUAUCUCACCAAUUGAUGCGAAUGCAAAUUAUACACGCCGCGGGGCCAAAUGAGGCUUGGGCAUGGCGUUGCAAAUAUCACUCUUCCAUUGACAGCACACCCGCUAUCAAAAGCAGUGGGCAUUCAGAGAGUCGUUUUGAAGACUUUGCUUCGGCCAGGACCAAGUUCGAGUAUCUUUUCAAGACUUUCACAGGAGUACAAUGGAACUACCGCGGUUCCAAAUCUCUUCCCGCUCAUUGGGUCUUUGUUGAUCUGAACCCUUCUGCUGACCUCAUCGACUGUGACAUUGAGGGGGUGACUGCCGAAGUUCUUGCUAUUUUGGAGAUGAUCUUCAGCAAGAAGUAUGCGGAAGCUUAUGCCAAAGCGCUCGAAACAUCGGGGGGCACAUACAACUUUACAACGAAAGAGGGAAGACGCAGACUGAGGCUUGCAGUGGCCUGUAUGCAGAUGCAUAUGAAGCUUGGAGCAUCGAGCAUCGAUGGAAAUACGCCCAGUGACCUGGAUUUUGUCUUCCGGAACUUGGUUCACCCCAACAUUCCGGAACCGCGCAGCACCGCACAGGACCAGAAGGACCAGACAAUGUUUGAGGCUUUGGACUUGUUGUUGAAGCUUCAAAAUGCUCACAAUCUCAUGGCGAAGGCGGACUGUUCGGCAACGAGCCUCAGUCAGAUAUACCAAAGCCUUGGUGUAGCGAAGAUGGAUCUCGGUGCGAGCUUCUGCGAUCACCGAUUUGGAAGUUAUUACUGA